This is a messenger RNA of Mycosarcoma maydis (corn smut), 2979 nucleotides long. RefSeq lists its product as uncharacterized. The transcript has a single exon. The coding region runs from base 1 to 2979 and encodes 992 amino acids. The record is from RefSeq and is a predicted model, not a curated record. Lineage: Eukaryota; Fungi; Basidiomycota; Ustilaginomycetes; Ustilaginales.
AUGUCGACCGUUGCCUUGUCGUCGAGCACGUCUCGACCGCCUCACUCCUCUCGCUCUUUGCCUGUCAUCACCGUCUUCAGUCAUCCCGCCGCCCGUCUCAUCAAGACUGUGCCGCAACUACAGCCUCCCACUCGAAUCAAUGCGCAUAUCACCCAAGAUACCCUCGGCGUCGGCCGCACUUCUCCAUCCGAUCUCGUCUUGACAGACGUCUAUGGUCCCCUUUCACUUCUCGUCGUCCCUGAUCCGCUUGAUGCCUCCAUUGCAACUCUUGUCCUCUCCGUCGGCUUUCACGACCCUAACCUCCAAGGUGCUGCGCGACGCUUCGUGCUGCCAUUCCGCUCCUUUAAACGUGAUCCCAUCUCUGGACAGCUCGUCUCCCAGUCCCAGAUCGACGGCUUUGAUGCCGCUGACCGCACCAUAUAUCCUGGUCUAGGUGCAGGUCUCAAAGGUCUCGACGGUGGAAGCUUUUGGUUUUUCGAGGACAUCGGAGAGCAUGGUGCCUUGGAUCGCUUCCGCUGGGAAAGUCACAAGGUUGCUCGCCGCGCUAUCUGGACAGUCUGGCUCAUCAGUACUCCUGCGCCCGUUGUUCUUCACCUCCAAAAUUUGCUUCAAUCCUACCCCGCAACCGUACCUUCCCUUCCACCAUGGCUGAAAGAGCGCAACGGCUACCCUUGGCAAGACAGCUACUUGGUGCAUAUGCUUCCACCCUCUCUCUCAGCAGAACAGCAUCAACCUCGCCACCAGCCAACUAGCCCCACACUCGUCCCCACCAAUCUCGCUCCAGCAGACGCAGCUGCGAUCGCCAUUCCACUUGAUCACAUCGCUGCCACAACUCUUCCGGAUACAGACCAACAACCAUGUGCAAAUUCCAACCCAGGCUCUUCUCUAUCCGUCCGCGCAAACCCCCUCGGCAAUGGCUCUACCUCGAUUUCCAUUGGCGACGCUCCCGAGGUCAUUUUGCGCGCACCAAAUCGCACACCCCCUCCUCCUUCGCAAUACAGAAAUAGCUUGGUUGCGGUCGACAAUCUCACUGGACAGAUCGUUGGCGUUUUGGCCUCCCAUGUCGACCUCGGCGCCACCACAGACAGCAGCGAUGAUGUUGACGCCGAUGCCGACGAACAAGACGAAGCAAAGACCCCUCUCGAUGAACAGCCACACUUUUUACAUGAAACCACCACUCCCCAUGCUCUCGGCCUGCACAACGAGUCCAAGCUGCUGCCCGAGCUGCCACCUGAUCUGCCCGACAGUAUCACACAAGCCGACUCUCCAACUCCUCGAACCAGCACAACUGUAAAUCAAAAUGCCUCUGUCUAUCACAUUCCAGCCGACGUCAGCGACACUUGCCGUCCACCAUCGAUUCUUGCUGCCGAUACCUUUAGCCCUCCUCCCCUUCCAAUCAAGCAGCAAAGUCCAACAAAAAGGGAAGCUGUGCCAUCGCGUCCCACUAGCGCUGUCUCGGCUGCUUUCUUCACAGCCGAGUCUGAUCUAGAUACCAUGUCCACCUACGACUCGGACGCCCUCGAGAUCGACGCAAGCACAAUCACUCACGACAGACUCUGCGCCAGCGUCACCACAAUUCCGCGAAACGCUGCUGCCAACGACGUUGAACGACAUCGUCCGGAGCUUCUUCGUGAUCUUGUCCUGAACGACGACGAUGCUGCUUCAGACGCGAGCGGCAGCACCGUAGGUGGUCCUGCUCUUCGUAUGUGGCGCAAGGCAAGAGGCAAAUCAAAGAACAAGCUGACGUCGCCCGCAACUGCUGCCGCUGAUAACGCCAAUGAUUCCAAAUCUCCCAUCAAGUCAUGCCGAGCCAGUGAGUCAUCGCACCGCACCAGCAAUGCCGAGACCGCUCUCGAGACGUUUUCGGAUGACGAAAUGGCCGAAGAGAGCCAGCUACAGCAACACGAGCAAAAGUCGGUUGGUGAUGACCGUACGCGUGCCGAGCUCAACCUAAGUCGUCGGUCUCACCUUGCUAGAUCGGCAAUGUGCACAGAUCAGGUGCGUCACAUUGAGGAUCGCAUCUGGCGUGAAGCUCUGGAGGGCGGUCACUUGCCCAUCGAUGCACCUUACACACAUCUGGCUGCCCGUGGCAAUCCAGAGUUGUACUCAUCAUCCAUCGUGUCCAGUGCUCGUUCCAUCACCGAUGGCUCUGCCAUCGAGCUUCUGUCUGUCGAUCACAAGGCUCCUAGCAGGGAGCGCAAGCGACGCCAGCACACUCAGCGUGCUGAGAGACACAAUUACAUGCAGGGCGGCACCGUACUCAUCGAGUUUCUCGCCGGAUCUAGUCGGAUCGGUGCUAGUCUGAUUCGCAGCGCUGGUCUCGUUGCUAGUGGUAAAGAUGAACAGUCUGCCGCCCAAGAGUUGACUGUGCAGGGCUCGUCCGGAACAGCCGAGCUAGCCCUCAAUGUGCUCGACUAUGUACCUUUGCUGCCACAGCAUUUGUUGUCUUUUUUUGGUCUAUCGUCGAGCUCGCACGUCUCGGGGACCGCACCUCAGCCUCCUCGGCUUACCGCCUCCUCGUCCACCUCGUACCUGCCGAGUCUAAGUCUGCCGAGCUUGCCGGACUGGUUCACCAACUUUUUCGGCUUCGGUUCUUCCACUGUGGCUGGAAGCUCUGCCACUGAGGAUGAAACGGUGGAGACGAUGGGCGAUCCGUCGAAAGCGGAAGAGUGGGAAUACGCGAUCCCCGAGUUUGAUCCCAACUCUUUGUUCAGCACUCCUCGUCCUGUGUACCGUCGCAAACGUCCCGUACCUUGCGCCAUGAACGGCUUCAGCAUCUCGGCGGCUGCGCCGUCUUGCGCUUCCAACGCAACCGACGACGCCCAGCUUGGAGCUCGAGACGCUGCGACGCUGGCGCGCUCGACACCCGAGACGGCAGCAGCCAAUAGUCGAUACUCGAUCUUGCACUUUGAUAGCCUCGGGGUGGGCCGACGAGCGUUCCUUCGUGGUAUGCCUGCAGUUAAUGCCGCCUGCUUCUAG